Molecule: messenger RNA, 318 nt
Organism: Rotaria socialis
Lineage: Eukaryota; Metazoa; Rotifera; Eurotatoria; Philodinida; Philodinidae
Source: the annotation of a GenBank genome assembly
AUGUCAAAAUUGAACUCAAUAGUCUUCGAAAAUGCAAAACAAAUUCAAUAUAUUGCUUUAUUUCAGUUGCAUGUCAAUUAUGGCAUGGUCUUCAAAAAAAAUUUAACUGAAUCGUAUCCUAAAGGAUCUACCGAAAUAAACUACGUUGACGAUAUGGAUAAUUAUAUUGUUGUUCAAAUUACAUAUGCUUCUAGCCAACAUAAUCAAUCAAUAACAGAUCAUUUUAUGCUUGAAAAUCGUGUGCCUGUUCGUAAUACGAACAUAGAAUCUUUUGCAACACCUCCAACAGAUGGAAUAAUGUCUCGUGCUUGUGACUGA